UUACAAGUCAAGCUGCACCCCGUUGCCGACCCCGUAGUCCUCCAAUGUAAGCUGAUCCUUGAAGGGUCUUUCGCCUUGUCUUUUAAGGAGGAUUUCAUGGGGUUCUCGUCCGAUGCGUGCGGCAACCUGAGCUUUAAACAGUCCUAUAUAUGUAAAAACGAAAAAAAGAACAGAUAGUUAGUUAAAACGAAAUAAAAAAAGUAAGGGAAAAAAUGGAAAACACCGAACAAAUCCGGCAUUCGAAAAUGAAUCAUCCCCCUCCAUCAUCCCACACCCCACCGCACCCCACGGCCCAAUCCGAAUUGCAAAUGGGGGAACGCGGCUUACGGAUUGGAUCUGAUGCAAGACACGGAAUAGCUGCUUUCGUGCCCAAUCUGUCAUUCACGUUGACAAUUAUCAUAGGUUCCGUCGGCGCCGAAACAGCUGCAGCCUUCUUGUCUUUCUCCCUUUUCUCCCUCUUCUUUCCCUUUCCAUCCUGUUCCUCGCGUCUGUCGCCAGUACUACUCGCUGGUGCAGUAGUAGUAUCAGUUGCCCUGUAUCUACUAUCCCUGUAGCUGUUGUUACCGUCAUAUCUUCUCCUGUCCCCGUCCGGGUCGAAAUCUCUGUUUCUAUCCCGUCUGCCACCUCGAGUAGGUGAUCUGGUGCGGUCUCCUCCUCCUUCUCUUUCUCUCUCUCUUUCAUUUCCCCUUUCUGUGUCUCUGUAUCCCCGUUCUAAACCCCUUUGCUCGUCUACCCGCCUGUCAUCAUCUGUCCGACGCUUUUGCUUCCAGCGAAAUCCGCCUUCGCGACGCCUAGGCCUAUCUCGAUCUCCGUCUCCGUCUCCGUCGUCUCUCCGUCGCGGGGAUCUGCUUCGCCUCCUAUCUUCUUGCCAUGGCGAUGGUGAUCUUGAAUACGAACGAGGCAUGUUUUAAAUCAGGAUUAUGGGGUUAAUAAUGUAGACAAAAAUAGAUAGACAAUACCAAAGACCAUCAAUAAGAGAGCUGAGAAGGGUAAGAGGGGGGAAAGCAGCGGUGGAUUGGGAUCUCAAACGUGUGUUCUGUAAAAAUGGGUGGUGAUUUUGCAAACAGAGAAUCGCCUUGUGAACGUGUCUAGGUCUCAGCAAAUCAUAGGACAAGGCAGGUCAUUCCGGGAGUGUUGAAGAAAACAUUGCUUGUUUGUUUUCGGGACGCGCUGAAUAGAAGCCUUGGUCGGUCGGGACACGCCUAAUGUCACGUGAUCUGGAGCUCCUUGGAAGCUCUCGCCCGAAACUUUCAAACCAGCGCGAAUCUUGAUGGAUAGAUUCAUGGAUAGAACCACAUCCACAUCUACACUUCUAGAGUAUCAUAAGCCUGCUCGAUGCCCGCCCGCCUCUCUAUAGAGCGUCCCUCGCCAACGACGGCCCUCUUCACCGUCUCCAAUGUCUCCGUCCGCUCCACGAUCACCUCAAAGGCCCUCUUCGCCCUCGAAGUUCUACUCCGGGUCCUCCUUUUCACAUUCGUGCUGCUCGUCAACGGAGCGUUAAUUCGCGAUUACAUAUUAACUUUCGAUGAUGGGAUUGUGCGCUGGGAAGCCGUGUGGUCGAGUAGUAUUGGAGCUCUCGCCUGUCGUAUUGCGGAUCGGCAGCAAUGGCAGCUUGUCUGUCCUGUGAGCGCGAUGCUUGUGUACAUCAUUUUUCGCAGGGGGUAUACUGAGGAAUCACUGCUAGUCAUUCGCGGGCUCGGAGUUCAAACCUCAACCUCCUCCGCAACUUACCUCUCAACCGCCUCGACACGAUUUAUUCCUACUACACAAAUACAGGAUAUUGUGAUCCAUGAGGCAUUCAAGGGUUUUGAAGUGAAGUUCUACCUCGCCAUCAUUGUGGAAGGGGAGUCAAACGUAGUUGUGGUGUUCCCGAAUCUACUGCCCCGACGAUCUGUUCUUGAAGAUGUCUGGAAAGGAGCCCGUAAAUGCCUUUACGAUCCAAAUUGACACCUGACUCGUUCUCAGUCAUUCUACAGUUUUGUCCACAGUUUGUUGACGCGUGGGAGCUCGACACUCACAAAGAGACACCAAUCCAAGGGCAUUAAUAAUCUAAGUGGGAAUAAAAUGUCUGGGGUAGAGUUCUUAAACCUGCCCCGAGUAAGCGCGCUCUUGUCACCUUGGCUCACAGCAAGAUCGAGAAGCUCACCCGCCAAUAUCUCAUCUAUCUUCCGCUGUCUCCACACCCUCCAGAGCGUAUCAACCAUACUCCCUUGGCCAAAUUUGUUGUUAUCCCCCUUUCCAACUUUUGCUGUCCGUGAAUCGCCCGCAUAGACCCAAUUCAUCGCAUCUUCUCUGCUCCCACUGCUUUCAUCGGGGAAUACGCAAUCCCAGAGAACCAGCGGUGCGUCCGAUGCGAUCUCAUACGUGGGCCGACGAGGAUUCCUCUCUACGUCCAGUAGCUCUGGUAUGAUCGACGGAGGCUCAAGUCCCUGGCCUACCAAGAACAGUAUCGCGGCUAGGUGUCGGACCUGAUGCCAGAGGAAAGCAGAUCCGUGAAUCGUGAUGGUAUAUAUUUUAAUAUUGGACGUCGAUGUGUCCCAUGUCGACUCAUUUGCCGUUGUUCUAUCAUGCUCGGAUUUCAAGGGACGGAAUCCGGGCUGUCCCAAAUAUGACAAAGGUUUUGUUUUGGGGUCGAGCAGCUCGAUAUCGGCAUGAUAGAUAUGCCGCACAUGGUUUGUUAUCUGCUUGCUCGGGUCUACUUUGCAAAAAUUUCGGAAGUCGUGGGAUCCAAUCAGAUAUUUCGCGCCUUCACGCAUCGCUUCGAUAUCCAACCAUCCUUCUCUAGGUUGCUCAGUGUGCGCUCCAUUGGGGCUCCGCUCUGAACCUUGCUCCUGCCGUCCUCGUUUCAGGAAGCCUAGGGGACCCGGCGUUGGAGAGAACGCUGGCUGUGUAAAAAAGUAACGAUAUCGGCGUUCGCGGCAGGAGAAUCUGGCAUCAAAAUCCGGGGGCGGGUUCGGACACCAUGCUAACACGCGGAUAUCCUCUGGUAACACUCUGUUCAGAAUAGUUAUAUAAGGCAACUCAUCUGCAAUGUCGUCCCAGUCGUCUUCGGUAUCAGAAUUUUCUGAGCCAGAAAAUGAUAAUCCACCGAGGGGACUUUCCACCCCGCUAUCGUAGACAUUAGUAGAAGCACCAGCGGAAACCUCUGCAUUAGUUACUACUGCGCCGACAUCAGUACCAGUACCGUCACUUUUCACCUCGACCCUCUUCUUCGGCCGCGCACUCCGCACUCUAAUCCCAACAACCUGCCCAAACGCACUAACCCCUCUAUCCGUCCUCCCACACUUCGAAUACUGACAGCCAGUCCAAUCAAUCUUAUAUGCUCGUCCAUCUCCCCUGUCCUGUUCCGCAUUCACACCUCCCAUAUCAUCCUCACUCCCAACCCCUUCCCCCUCCACCGCCUGCGGAAAUAUCAACCGCGCCUUCCUCAGCGCCUUCCAUAACUCCUCCUCAAUAGUCGGCAGAGGCGUGGUAUUGCCAUUAGCGUGUUCGUAGCCAUUGUAUCUUUGACCCAGAUAGGCGAAUUUCAGCGCGAUAAAGCGCAUGUUAUAUUUUGAGGGGUCAAUGUCGCGGGAUUUCUUAGUGGAGCGACGUGAGGCGGAGGAGGAGGACGAUGAGGAUGAUGAAGAUGGGGAGCGGAGAACUGCGGGCACGUCUGCGGGCUUGUUACUUGGACGUCCUCUGUUGGCUACUGCAUCUGCACCCGUGCGAUCAUCGCUGGUGCUGUUGCUGUGGUUUUGGGAAUUUAGCUGGCGUUCCAGCUCUGCGAUGCGGGAUAUGAGACUCGAUUGGCUCCAGGUGGAGUAGUCGGGUUGAUUUUCGUGGGGAGGUUUUAUGAUCGCUGCUGCGACGGAGUUGUCCGGAAUGGUCAUCUUGUUGGAACUGCGGAUGGAGGAUGAGAAUGAUCUCUUUGGUCUUGCGAGGACAAUUGCGUUCGAACACGGUGAUCGGAGGUAAAAUAUUGGUCCUAGGGUGGUAGCAUUCAUUGCCUGCUGAGUGUCGUCUGAAGCUGUAGAGCUUCUGGAAGGGCGGCUUCAUGCCCUCAGAGGUGAGAAGCCGGAUGGUUCAUUCGAUAUUGACCACACGGUCUUACGGUGCCAUUUCCUCCUUUUUCUUUUUGGAGUUCCAUAUUUCGACGCUUUUUGGAGAGUGGUUUAAAAAAAAUACGGCAUUUGUAUUGAAAUAUUUUAAAUUACGACCAGUUCGAUCCAAUUAAUUCCUGUUUAUAAUACGCUAGUAAUAAUUAAUCAGGGCGCGAUAAUGGAUCACAUGAUCUUAUCACCAGGAGCUUGGAAUAACGACAGAUUCAUUUCUCCUGGUAAAUAGAAAUAUUUUAUCUGAACUGUUUCCUCCAAAUUCUUGUGGCUCAGCAGAUGAAAGUUCUGCAAUCCAUUUCCUCUUCAAAGGCAACAUAAUUCAGCCACUAGAAAGUAUAUAUAUUAUGACAGUAUAGUUAUACCUUUCACCCACAACUGGUAACAAAACAUUAUUUUUCUUCCUCGUGAUUGUCCCUUUAAUAGAUCUGACCUCUCUGUUCUAUGCCAUCAGACUUCCUGAAUAGUGAUAUUGAAAUUCACUAAG
This is a messenger RNA of Blastomyces dermatitidis ER-3, 4581 nucleotides long. RefSeq names its product phosphatidylinositol glycan, class H. The record is from RefSeq and is a predicted model, not a curated record. Lineage: Eukaryota; Fungi; Ascomycota; Eurotiomycetes; Onygenales; Ajellomycetaceae. Bases 1336 to 1947 code for a protein of 203 amino acids. The transcript is spliced from 4 exons. Gene Ontology annotation, cellular component: glycosylphosphatidylinositol-N-acetylglucosaminyltransferase (GPI-GnT) complex. Gene Ontology annotation, biological process: GPI anchor biosynthetic process.